AUGGUCUCUGAUCCCGCAGCCACUCGAGAGCCUUCCUCUCCUUCCCUCUCGUCCCUAUCUUCCCACCCUCAUAAUGCCAACAACACCCGUAAAGUCCUGUCAUCUGCGUCCCGCCAUUCUGGCUCUGGCCUAGACUUUUACGAUUACGACGGUCCUGUCACGUACUCCACCGAAGCUUUGUUACACCAUUCUCCUCUAGACGUGAUGCAGAAACCCUUCCUGAAUGGUUUGAAUGGUGAGAAAGAGACUGGGCUUCCUCGUCUGCAGGCCAGUGACCAUCUCGAUCACCAAGAUCAGUUGAACCCUGUCCUCGACGAUGACCCGGCGUCCUAUAAUCUGGUCGCGCCGCCUCCAGCAGAAGAACGAGAGCCAUUCUCUCUCGAAACCCAGACGACUGCGCUUUUCUCAAAGAGUCAUCUUCAGGUCAUCUUCGGAGAUCCGGCCUUCUUGUUCAAAUUUACGUCCUUCCUUGGCCUACACAGACCCAAAUCGGUCCCGAUCCUCGUCCACUACCUCGAUUCCCUCAAAUCGAUUCGUGCCAUUCAUUAUGCAAAUGCGAUAUGCGAAGGUUUGGAUGCGGUCGAGGGUCUGGACUUUACACAAACCCCGGUCAAACUUACAAUCAACACUUUUUUGGAGGAGAGGGCUCGCAAGGCAUUUGAUGUCUUGGUGACAGAAGAACUACCCGCUUUCAUCACCCACCAGUACAUUCAAAUUGUCAGCGCAAGCAUCAUCGCCAGAGUCACAGGCGCCUUGACGCCCGAUCUUCGAGAUGAUUCAGACGGCUUGGCUGAGGUUUUUUGUCUGACGGAUCCAUCAAGGCAGGACAAUCCGAUCGUCUUUGCCUCGGAAGAGUUCAAUCGUACCACCCAAUAUGGCAUGAACUAUAUUCUAGGUAGAAAUUGUAGGUUUCUGCAGGGUCCCAUGACCAAUCCUCACAGUGUCCGAAGACUUCGAGACAUGAUCAAAGCCGGGAAACAUCAUCAAGAAGUCUUUUUGAACUAUCGACGAGAUGGGUCUCCCUUUGUCAACCUCUUGAUGAUUGCGCCACUGUCUGAUAGUCGGGGUGUGGUCCGCUACCAUAUCGGCGCUCAGGUGGAUGUCACUGGCCUGGUCAAGGACUGUACAGAGAUGGACUCAUUACAAAAGCUGCUGGAGAUGCGAGAGCGGGGCGAGGAGCCCGCGCUUCCCGAGAAGCCGAAUCCUGACAAGAACGAUGAACUUCGAGAGCUGAGUGAGAUGCUCAAUCAAGGAGAGUUAGGCACCAUUCGCAGACACGGAGGAAAGAUGCAUAAAGAGGUAGCUGAAGAGGACAUGGAGAGCGUGGGAUCGCAUCAACCACGACUGUUGAUCAAGGACCCCGAGACGCUGGCUGCUAGUGCUGGCAGUAUAAACGGAAGGUUAAGUGGAGUGUACCAAAACUAUCUACUGGUUCGACCCUACCCAUCACUGCGAAUCAUAUUUGCAAGUCCUACGCAACGACUACCGGGAAUCCUACAAUCACCCUUCAUGAAGAAGAUUGGGGGUUCGAAUCGCGUUCGUGAAGAGUUGGCGGCUGCUUUUGCCGAGGGUCGAGGCGUGACUGCCAAAGUACGGUGGGUUAGUCGCGCUGACGAGCAGGGCAAGAACAAAUGGAUUCACUGUACACCACUGGUGGGAAAUCAAGGCCAAGUCGGCGUUUGGAUGGUGGUCAUCGUUGACGAUGAUAAUACUCCUGACCGGUACGCCGCUGCGAAUGGACGUCCACCGCCCACUGUGGCCACCCCUGAAAGAAGCUGGACCCCGGCGAAUGGACAUCGAGGCCAUGGAUCGAGUCGAAAUGGAUCUAUUGACGAGGGUAAUCAAGAAGAGCGGGUGUAUGCGGGCAGCCUAGGAAGUGUCAGUGGCAGUGUCACGAGUCUCCGAAUUGUCUAA
Messenger RNA from Exophiala bonariae, 1914 nucleotides. RefSeq lists its product as uncharacterized. Lineage: Eukaryota; Fungi; Ascomycota; Eurotiomycetes; Chaetothyriales; Herpotrichiellaceae. The transcript is spliced from 4 exons. Gene Ontology annotation, cellular component: nucleus. The record is from RefSeq and is a predicted model, not a curated record. The coding region runs from base 1 to 1914 and encodes 637 amino acids.